Molecule: messenger RNA, 635 nt
Organism: Rhizophagus irregularis DAOM 181602=DAOM 197198
Lineage: Eukaryota; Fungi; Glomeromycota; Glomeromycetes; Glomerales; Glomeraceae
Source: RefSeq, a predicted model, not a curated record
AAAAAAUGCAACAAAAAGUUCCAACUGUAAUUAUUAUUGGUGCAGGUCUAGGAGGCCUUACUUUUUAUCACGCUUUGAUAAAGAAUAAAGAUAAAAAAGAAUUCAAGGUAAAGAUCUUUGAACGAGAAUCUGGUCCUCAAGGUAUACGUAUAAAUAUACUGUGUAAUCAUUCUCUUAACAUUUUUUGAAGAAUUUACAUAAACAUUUGUUUACUUCUAUGGUAAACUGAAAGAUCGAUGGCAAGGAUAUCAUAUAGGAAUAAACAAUUAUGGAGCUCGAUCUCUUAUAAAUUGUAUUCCUUCUUCGAUCGCUUCAAACCUUCCAAAAGCGACACCAAAUCCAAUUCCUAAUCUAGAAUAUCAUGGAUUUUCACUUGCCGAUCAUACGGGAAGUCUACUAUUAAGACCUCCAUCUAAACAAGUUAAAGAUAUUUACGAAGUCGCAAAUUUAACCACUAGUUUUUCGAUAAUUAUCACUUAUCGUAAUAGGCUUAGAGAUGUUCUAUUAGAAAAUGUACCAGUUCAAUGGGGUAAAAAAUGUAUUGGAUAUGAGGAAACUGAUGUUGGUGUUUGGGUACUUUUUGAAGAUGGUUCGAAAGAAUUUUGUGACAUAUUAGUUGGUGCAGAUGGCGUCAA